CUGGGCCUCUUGGUGCAGCCCCUAGCAGAGUCGGAGUAGGCGGGGAAAGUUCUCUCCUCUCUGGGUCCGCGGCUUCCUGUCUGCUGCGCUGGAGCCCGUCGGCUGCGGCAGGAGGUGAGCUCGUGCCUUCGGGCGCCGCCCGUCUCGGCCGGAGGGAUAGUAGGGCAGCGCUGUCCCCACCGCGAUAGGGCUGAGUAGGGAGGCAGCUGCCGUGGUUCCUCCUCCUCCUCCUCGGUGGAAAAGGGUUGUUGCUACCUGAGCCUCAGAGCAUAACCCAGCUCCUCCCUCUUCCUAGCCUUCUCUGGCGCGGUUGAGCCCUUAGAAAACAGGGGUGUGUGUAUGUGUUGUGUGUGUGUUGUGAUCAUUGGCGAGCUGAAGAGCCUAGUUUUCUGUUUGACUCAGCGUGGUGUCCAUUCACACAUGCAGGCACGCCAUUCGACUCGUAACAGAACGCCUGAGCAGCCUUUGUGGAAGCGUCCUGCAUUUGAUGUCAGCUGGCCGUAGCGGCGGGGGGCAUCUGUGGUGGUCGUUUCAUACACGCAAGCCAUUUAUGUAGUCGCUGGCGAUUAAGGUGUCCUUUGGAGUUAAUGGUCCUGGAGCGGGGAAGGGGGCAUGUCAACACAGCUGAGCCCAAUUGGUGCCCCAAAGGAAUAGUAACUUUGCAGGUGGAUAUCGCUGGCCCUCGCCUUGGCUUGAGCUGCAGUUUAAUUUGAGCCAAGAUUAGUCUUGGAACUGGUUUUGAAUGCAAGAGCUCAUGUGAGGCAUGUGAAAUUAGGAAUAAAGGGAGUUUUGUAGGAGGAUCUGCUCUAUCUCAGAGUGUAAAUAUCAAGGCACACCUACACAUCUGAGUCGAUCUUUGCGUUGGGUCACAUCACUGAGAUUCCUUAACUGGAGAUGUUGGGAUAGGGAGCCCUGUUGGAUCAGACCAAAGACCCAUCUAGUCCAGCAUCCUGUUCUCGCAGUGGCCAGCCAGAUGUCCAGUGGGAAGUUUGCAAGCAGGGUCCCAGUGUAACAGCACUCUCCCUCCUUGAGAUUCCUAGCAACUGGUAUUCAGAGAUAUACUGCUUCCAACAGUAGAGGUAGAACAUAGCCAUUGUGGCUGGUAGCCACUCAUAUUCAUGAAUUUGCCUAAUUCUCUUUCAAAGCCGUUAAAGUUUGUGGCCAUCACUACAUCUUGUGGGAGUGAAUUCUAUAGUUUUAACUGUGUUAUGUGAAGAAGUGCUUAUUUUGGUCUGUGCUUAACCUUCCAGCAUACAACUUCAUUCGAUGUCCCUAGGGUUCUAAUAUUAUUUAUUGGGGGGGGCACUUCCCUAUCCCCUUUCUUCACAACAUUCAUAAACUUAAGCACCUCUAUCACAUCCCAGUUUACUCUCCUUUUUUCUAAACUAAUAUGUCCUAAAUGUUGUAACCUUUCUUCCUCCAGCCUCUUGAUAAUUUUGGCUAUCUUUUUCUGAAUCUGUUCCAGCUCUACAAUAUCCAUUUUUGAGAUGAGGUGACUAGAAUUGUACUUAGUAUUCCAAGUGUGUGUCACCAUAGAUUUGUAUAAUGGCAUACUUUUAUUUUCCUUUCCUAUUGAUCCCUAACACGGAGUUCACAUUUUUCACAGAUAUUGCACACUGGGUUGAGCUACCCACUAUGACCCCAGGCUCUCAUUCCUGGUCAGUCACCACCAGUUCAGACUCCAUUAACAAAUAUGUAAAAUUAGGAAUCUUUUGUCCCAAUGUGCUUCACUUUACAGUUACUUACAUUGAUUUGCAUUUGCCACUCUACUGCCUACAUACUCAGUGUGGAGAAAUCCUUUUGCAGCUCCUUGCAAUCCUUUCUAAUUUUAACAGCCUUGAACAAUUUGGUAUCAUCAGCAAACUUGACUACCUCACUGUUCAUACCUUCCUCUGGAUCACUAAUGAAGAAGUUAAAAAGCACAGAAUCCAAUACUGAUCCUUGCGGGGCUCUGCUUUCUAGGAGAACUGUUCAUUUUCCUCCUUUAGUACACCUUUGACUCCUUUGUCAUACAAAGGUCAAGCUGUUUCCUUAGCUGCCUUCAGUCGUGUCCGGGGGGGGGAGGCAGGAUAUUAUUAUUAUUAUUAUUAAUAAUAAUAAUAAAUCAGUCUCCUGCUACUAAUGCAUGUUUUUCUCGUAGUUUUUGUUUUUAGCAAUGUGCUCCUUCCAUUCCUUUUUGCAUGCAUUGCUUUCCACUUGAAAUUCUUUUCCCAAGGUGUGUGUUUCUUUUUGUUCUUCUCUUGGACAAGAGUUUCAUUUUCUAAAGGAAGCCUUCUUGCUUUAAUGGCUUCCUUGACUCUGCACACCUCAGCAUCCUCUUGGCACCUUCCUUGAUUCGAGGUAUACAUUCUGAAUGAGCUUCUGUUGUGGUGGUUUUGAACAGCCUAAAGCAUUCUAAAGAGAUUUGACCCUCUUCACUUUGUCUUUCAACUUCCUUUUUACUAUUCCCCUCAUUGGGGAGGAAGUUUCUUAUUUUGAAGAAAAAUGUUACUGGUUUGAAUUAGUGAAUUAUUGAACCUCAGUACAGUGGUGCCCCGCAAGACGAAUGCCUCGCAAGACGGAAAACUCGCUAGACGAAAGAGUUUUCCGUUUUGGAGGUGCCUCGCAAAACGAAUCUGCUAUGGGCUUGCUUCGCAAGCGAGUUCCUGGGUUUUUUUUUCCCUUUUCCCCCUCUUUUUCUAAGUCCCUAAGCCGCUUAUCUGCUUAUCCGAUAAGCUGAUAAGCUGCUAAAAGCCGCUAAAAGCCGCUAAAAGCCGCUAAUAGCGCUAAUCCGCUAAUCCCAUCAAUGGGCUUGCUUCACAAGACGAAAAAACCGCUAGACGAAGAGACUCCCAGAACGGAUUCUUUUCGUCUUGCGAGGCACCACUGUACUAAAUGCAUGCAAAAAAAUGUGCACUGCUACUAUUGUGCUAUAACCCCACUUCUUUCCUUGCCAACCCCCCCCCCCAAAAAUCUGGGAAUACUGUGGUACCUCUGUUUAAGAACAGUCUGGUUUAAGAACGAUUCGGUUUACAAACUCCGCAAAACUGGAAGUAGUUUGCGAACUUUACCUCAGUCUAAGAAUGGAAUCCGAAUGGUGGAAGGGCACCGGUGGCAGGAGGCCUCAUUACAGAAAGUGUGCCUUGGUUUAAGAACGGUUUCGGUUUAAGAACGGACUUCCUGAACGGAUUAAGUUCAUAAACCAAGGUACCACUAUAGUCCGUUGGCAGGACUUCCUGCUCAGUGGAUAUGGUUUGUAGACAACAUUGAGAUUAAGGCUGCCCUUCAUUAUUUUAUUUUAUUAACUGUUGGGUAGCCAUAAUCUAAAUGGUAGCAGUGACUUGUUUCCAUCUAUUUUGGGGUAGGGAGCUCAGGCAAUAAAGAUCUUCUAGAAGCCAAAGUGACCAGCUUUUCCACUCAUAUAUUGGCUAUAGGAAAGUGGUGGGUGGGAGAGAAUGACAAACUGCCUUCUAGAAUAAUAUCUAGCAGAUGACGGCAACAAGCUGGUAUCAUAUUUUUUUUAAUUAAAGUUUUUUUUCAUUUUGUAAAAUAUAAUGGGAUCGACAUGUAUAAAUCCACAGUGGCAAGUUACCUGAAUACCAAGCUUGUAUCUUUUUGACCUUGUUUCCAGUCAAGGUAGUUUCCAUGUUCUAAUUGAGAAUGCUGUUCUUGUCUGUUAUGUUUGGGUAUUAUUGUCUGUAGGUAACUUUUGUGGACUCAGCAAAACCAUAAGCCAAGAUGCUUGGCAGAAGACCCAAGAAAAGCCCCCAGGUGAAAGGUCAGGCAGCUGCUGCUGCAAAACAGGUAUGUGUAUAUAUAUAUACAUGUCUUCUCCCAAUUCUGUAUGUACUUGUUAGAACAGUUUAAACUUUAAGUCCAUUUGCUUAGCACAAGUUGUUAUGUUACUAUGAUUCAAAGAUUCUUUGGAGUGUAUUGUACUUUUGUAUCUGUAAGAAUAGAGAAGCAGUGCCUUUGAUUACCCAUAUUUGAGUUGCUUCAGGAAUUCACUUGCAGAUUUUGCUCCAGAAAGACUUGAAUUAUACAAGUAUCUCAUCUAUCCUGUACUUUGCAAUGACAGGCUUCCUUAGAAUUAAACCAGGUCUGACAGAUGUCCAGCCAAUACUUCUUAUGAAAAACUGUACCUCUGCUAGGUGCUUUAUCCUUGAAGUCUGUGCCUUGUGACCUGAUGAGUCAUUGUCUGAUUAGCCUUUUAAGUUCCCAUCAGAAUUUCCUGCCAGCUCUUGGAUGCUGGGGAAACAUUAAAAGGCAGGGUAGUUUAAGGAGCAAGCAGCAGCCCUUUGAGAGAAGCAAACAGAAAGUUGGAAUGCUUGACACCUACUGAACAAACUUGGUUUCCUUCUCCGUUGUCAUAAGUCUUGCUGGCAGUGCCAGGCGAUUGCCUCCGCAAUCUAAAUAAGUGUUGCUGUUGCAUGUUACAGGUAAUAGAGCUGGGCGGUAUCAGCGGCAACUGCACUUCCCUCAGCUAAGCAGUUUCACGGAGCCCCCACCCCACCGCCGACUCACAGGAGCCAUCACCAGACUGGGGGCUCCUUAAACUGCUCGGCUGAGGUAAGGGCAACUGCACACUCCUCAGUCAAGCAGUUUAAAGAUACAGAGGGAGGAACAAGCUGUAUUGGCACCUCUCAGAGUGCAGUGGUGGUUUCACUCAGCGAUAUGUAACUUGUGAAAUCGCCACUUCUCUUGAGUCCCUCUGCUAGCAGCGCCACUGGAGGAAGGAACUCUAGCGGGCGCUGCUAGCAGAGGGACUCAGGACCGGUGGUAGUUUAACCAGCAAUAUACCACUGAGAGAAACUGAUAUCACGGUUUGCUCCUGGGCGAUACAUCACUCAGGCCUAACAGGUAACUUAGGUACGAGUGUUCAUAUAAUAAAUGAAGAGGGCAAAAGUAGUUAGUACUUAAAAGCAAAUGCAUAUGGAAUCAGAGCUGAGAGAUGCCACAAUGCUGCCCAGGGCAACCUCCUCUAUGAAACAGGAUCUGCCAUGAUCAAAGAACACGUAUGGUUUAGAAAAGUGCUAGCUGAACAAACUCAUCCAUGCAAGGAGGAGACAUUGCAUGCUGCAGAAGGAAAGCAAAACCUUCCAAACUUGCUAGCCAGCCUAGCCUUAUGGAAGAGAGAACAGGUCUUGUUUCUCUAGAAUGUGAUCCUUAUGAAAGGAAGUGUCACAUUUCCAAGCCAGUUGCAAGAUCUGAACCCUUCACGAGUCAAAGAGUUUCAAAACACUGAUUAGAAAACAAGAGGGAAGCAGUGCUGCAGGGUAGAAGUGCCAAAAGCAAACCAUCAAACCAACGAUUUAGAACUGUGCACUGUCAUGACUGGAAAUUGCAUUGGGAGCUUGUAUGAAGGCUACCUGCUUCAGGAUUUAUUUAUUUUUGUUAUAUUUUUAAAUCUCACAUUUCCUCCAAGGAGCUCAAGGUGGUAUACAUGCUUCUCUUCCUUCCCAUGUUAUCUGCACAACAACCCUGUGAGGUAGAUUAUGCUGAGAUACUGCAACUGGCCCACAUUCACCCAUUGAGCUUCAUGGCUGAGCGGGGAAUUGAACUUUGGUCUCCCAGGUCCUGGUCCAGUGCUUUAACCACUACACCGUACUGGCCCUACAGACUUAUCUACUUCAAUGCAAGCACAGCAGUGAAGCCGGGAAGUGAGGAUGUAAUGAUUUGGACAAGGCCAGUGAGUGUGUUCCUCUUCUCCCUCCUUAUGUGAUGUGGGUCAGCACCCAAAUAGGGAUAUACUCUUCUGUGUUUUCCAGAGUAAGUCAGAGCAAGCCUUCAGAGAAUCUGUUUGCAAGAUGGCUUGGUACUAGAUGAUUUUUAAAAGAAUAAUGAUCUUGAAUGCAACUUCCUCCUUAUGUUGACAGGUAGGAAACGGGCAACAACAAACUUUUUGUUUGGUUGUUAACCCAGUGGUAUGUGUUUUUGUUAGCUUUCACAAGCUAAAUGGGAGCGCUAUGACACAGCAGCAUCAAAUCAAGGAAACAGCUUGUUUUUUGAGUUUUUGUGGGUUCUGUUGUAGAAUAAAGGAAAGCACACCCUCAAUUCACUCAUGGAACUUGCCAGAUCAGCAGGGCCUUACUGUUUGAGAGUGUAUCCAGCAUUCCCCAUGCCUGACUAUUGCAAGCAAAGGUAGAUAGUGGUGGGCAAACUGUUUUUCACAGGAGCUUGUGUUGCAUUACUGAUCUUCUCAUCAUGGAACACUUGAUGAACGUCAGAGCAAACCCAGGGAUCUGAAAGCCACUGAGCUAGGAUUAUUCAUGGGCACUGUUACAGGGGCCACAUAACAAAUAGAUAUUUUAGUGUGUCAGCACCUGCACUUUGGAACUUAUUGUUGACACCACACAAGUGCCUUCCCUGUAUUCUUUUCACCGCCUGCUUUAAACAUUUUCGUCCCGAGAUGCCUGUCUGCACAUGUAAAAGUUAUAUGUGUUUUAUCAGUUUUUAGCUGCUAUGGGUUUUAACCCAUCAGCUUUCAGAUUUUAAAACAUACAUUUUUGUGUGUGAGAAUUUUAAUGUUUUAUAUUUUUGUAAACUGCUUAGAGCUUUUCUUGCAAUCAAGUGGUAUAUUCAUUUUGUCAAAUAAAUACAUACAUACAUACAUACAUACAUACACGUUGGGCCUCAGAUAGGCAGGGGGUGUCCAAAAGAGUUACUCCAUUUUCUAUUGCUCCAUAUAGGCAACUCAAAACUUACAAUUGUGUUCAUUUGGGGUUGCUUUAGCAUCCAAGUGGUGGAUCAAAAGCAGCUAUUCAUCAUAAAUAUUAUUUCUCUCUAUUGCCCUUGCGUUACGACUGAAAGGUUGAAGAGAUAUUGGGAGGAAUUCAGUGUCAUGAUUUUCCAGUUGUUCCAUCAGCUCAAGCAUUUGGCUCGCUUCCUCACCCUGUGUGCUGUUCCAGAGGUUCUCCAACCCCACCCCAGCCAAUUUGGGGAGGGGAGAGGGGAGACGUAUUGCACAAGCUUCUGCUGAUUGGACUCAUUAGUUGGAUCCCAUCCAUUUAUUUUUUGUAGUGCUUUUAGGCUACUAAAUUUGUGUCAGGCAAAGGAUUAUAAAAUCAUGUAUGUUUUUAUGUUUUAGAACAAAACUGGGCAUGCAGAAAUUUAUCUGUGACAGCUUGUAUGUUGUUUAGAUUUCUAUAAAAGACUUAAGUUCCCUGGGUACAUUAGAUGAUGGAUAGUACCUUCUGAACUUGCAGAAGUUUCAAUUUGCCAGUUUUCCGAUGUUAGAAUGAAAGUGGCAAUUUGGUACGCUCAGUUAAGCCUGGUAACUUACACAUCAAUGGCACACCUAAGCCAUCUUCAGGCAUUGCAUUCCACAAGUUACCAGGUGAGAGGGGGCAGCAUGGAUGGGUGCUCUAUCUCUCUCCCCGAUUUUGUCUCUUUCCAUUUCAUGGAAGGUGACAGUCUGCAGUGGAGAGCCACUUUUUGUGUCGGUGUUUCCAAAAUAGGUGGCACUUCAUGGAUCUGAGAGGCUCCCCACCUUAGAUAGUCACAGCCUACAAGUUGGAAGGUGACAAAAACAGGGUUGUUGAGCUAGUGCACCCUACAAGUAGUCAGUUCCCUGGAAUGUGAUGCCCUGAAGGGGUCUUAAGACACAUGAAGUUCAGUGGAAUCUGAAAGCUGGUGCAGAAUUCUGAGACUCCAACACGUUUUGAUUUUUAAACUAUAUUUCUAGCCCUUUCUGUUAUGGAGAGAACUAUAUUUCAAAUUAAGGUAAAGUGUAUGAUAGACACCAGUGUCUUCUUCCUUCUCCAACGACCAAAAUAUGCAAUUUCCUAACACGUAUGACUUUCCUUAUUGGUACACUGUUCUUUUCCGAACAGAUUCAUACUUAACAACAACCAAAAAUCCAAUUCUACCAAGAAAAAAGCAUUCCAACUGAAAGCCAGUUCUAAUCAGAGUGUUGGACCAGAUUCAAACUACCCCUCAGCCAUGAAGCUUUCUGGACCAAUCGCUGUAUCUCAGCCUAACCUGAUUCCCAGGGUUUUUGUGAGGCUAAAUGUUGAAAGUGAAAUUAUGUACACCACCACACUACCCUGAGCUGCUCAGAGCAGAAUUACAGUGUAAUAAAUGUAAUGGAUAAAGAAUACAAAGGUUUACAUUAUUUAUUUUCAAAGCUUAUUAAAAUCUGGGUAUAAUCUUAAUUGUUUGUUUACAUCUAUGUUAUGGCUGUAAUAUCAAUCCUAUGUUUUAACUGUUAACUCCAGUAAUGUCACUUGUGUUUAUGUUUGUACUGUAAUUCAGUUGUUCCAAUUGCUUAUAUCCUUCCUGAAUUUUGGCUGGUUGUAAAGAACACAUCAAGGUUUAAAAUGCAUAUAUAUUUUUGAGCUGGGGAAAAACAUAAAGUCCACCUAAUUUUGCAUAAUAUUGUAAACGUAAUCUUGGCACAUAACUUAAGCUUUUUCUUCAAACUUGAAUUUGGUAGCUUCAGUUUGUCAACAUCAUUGUAGAGCUCAUGUGAUCUGGAAAUCUUAACAAAUCUCUAGGCAGGUGAUCUUCAUUUUUAUAAUCUAGGGCUGAGGCCAAGGCAGAGAAGUUAACAAAGCCUUGGUUCAGAGCAAACAACACCUGUGCUGGUCUUUCUGAUGAAUGACCAUUGUACGUAACAUGGAGAUUAUAUGGCAGUUGUCUUAAGCCUCCUCACUGAGCUGGUUUCUCUCUUGGCAUCAGCUGGGACUUUUCGUAGAGUUCAAUCCUGAAGAGAUGAUGCUAGAUCUGGAGGAUGACGGGGACCUAGAAGCAGAACUAGCUGCUAUCACUGGAGAGAACUUGCCUUCUGGGAAAACAAAACCCAAAGGAAAAAGUAAGCAUGUGCACUGGAAACUUUGAAUUGUUUAAGGUAAUUAGAGGUUGCAUUUGUACUUUUUGCCUUUGCGAUGUAACUGAUAGUUAAGAGCCCAUACACAAGAUGGAAUUUUUUUUUGCAGUACUGUACAAUCCUAUAUAGCAGAGAUGGGGAACCUUUUGCAGCCUGUGAGCUACAUUUCCUCAUAGGCAGUCUUCUAGGGUGGUGGGUGGAACCAGAGGCAAAAAUGAAUGGAGCAACAGGUGUAACUCUGAACUUUUUAGAGUACAUUCAACCAUGCAAAAGGCAGAGGUUUCUACCUGCCCUACCCCCAAUCCCCCCCCUUCCAGGUAAACAUGAGGCGUUAUCACAGUUAAAGGAUGCAUUCCAGCCAAUGAAAAGCCCUUGAGGAGGGUCAGUAAAGGGUGUGGCCUGGGGAGAGUCCUGAGGGCUGUAUUUGACCCCUGGACCUUAAUUUUCCCACCUUUGGUAUACCUGUCUGCUGAAAAGUAAACCCCUUUGAGUUCUUCAUUCCAGGGAGGGGAUUGCAGCCUACCUUUGUUACUGGAUCUGUAGGGAGCCAAUCAGAAUGAGAAAAUAAAGCUACUCUUGUUCAGACACAGUGGAAAUUGGUAACCUGAAGAAGUAUGAUGCAUAUGUUGUUACAUGUUAUUGUGACAGUAUAAUCAGAUGUUCUUAUUUAUUUACUUAAUUAUUUACUUACUUUUGCUGGGUUUCUAGUAAUACAAGUUCUUUGGAUGACAUGUAACAGCUAAGUGUAAAACAGAAGUACAGGGGUACCUCGGGUUACAUACGCUUCAGGUUACAGACUCCGCUAACCCAGAAAUAGUGUUUCAGGUUAAGAACUUUGCUUCAGGAUGAGAACAGAAAUCGUGUUGCGGCAGCGCAGCGGCAGCGGGAGGCCCCAUUAGCUAAAGUGGUGCUUCAGGUUAAGAACAGUUUCGGGUUAAGUACGGACCUCCGGAACGAAUUAAGUACUUAACCUGAGGUACCACUGUAAAGCUUAAGCAUAGAAUAAUAUAAACAAACAUAGAACAGUACAAACAAGUUCAGUUUUUAAAAACAAAGGUAAACCAGCCUUAUCAUGUGCAAAAGGCUAAGAAGGGAGUAAAGACUAACCAGCCACUAUUAAAACAAAGACCACUCAUUGUUAAACAAUAAUUCAAGUGAUAUAUAUAUAUAUAUAUAUAUAUAUGUAUAUAUAUAUGCAUGCAUGCAGGAGAGCAUAUGAUGUUGGACUUGUAUAUCUCCUUGCUUGCCUUUCUUGCUGUUUUAAUUUUAUACUUCUGUAGUGAUGUAGAAUGAGACAGGCUGAAAUUGGUGUGGAAGCUAUAGUAACAAACAGUGAAGUGAGCAACUGGAGUCAAAUAGAGCAGUUGAGAAAGAAAAUUGGGCAGAUGGCUGAGCAUGAUGAAGGCGAUGAUGAUACAAAAGUGGGAGGGGAUGAGCUGUAUAUACAAGCUUUAAGACUCAUGACUGAGAGUUUAAAAGAUAACAGAAGAGGAGUGGACUGACACUGAAAUGAUGUAAUAGUGAUCAUUCAGCAGAGUCAUUGGGAUAUAUAAUAGAUUGUUGAGGACCAGGUUUUAUAUCCCUGCUCAGCCAAAGGUAUUGUUAGUUUCUUGCUCUCCUGCAUUCCCCAUUUGUAGAAGGACCAUAAAGUCACUGUGUCCCAGGCUUCUGGUGGAGACAAAAAAGGCCUGACCUGUAGUGCACUUUUCACAUCAGAAGUGCUUCAUAAAUGAUGAUCGCUUUUAAAAAGCAACAACAACCACCUGUGUAUAAUCACUCCACCUGUCCUAUCCUAUCCUAUACAGAGAUCCUGUAUUGCUUGGAAUUCUGCUUGGAAGAUUAGGUCUAAGUCAAAAUAACAUUGUGUGGCCAUGCAUCUUUGUACUUCUGGAUGAAAACUUUGGAAGAUCACUGUGUUACACAAUAGGCUGGUUCAUACAGAACACUAACCCAUGGUUUAGCACGACAGAAUACGUCCAUUGCACACUCUGCUUUGCUUCUUUCACGGCGUUUCGUUUCUCUUUCACCCUGACUUAAUGUUAUGCACAAACCAGAGAUCACAGGUUUUAGUGCUACAUAAGCGAGCCUCGUGUCAGGCAUGUACACCCCCCUCCCCCUUCCUCCUCCCAUCCCAUCCAAUAGUAAGAUUGAUGCCAAGUUUACUUUCAUUUUCAAAGACACUUGGUUUUGGGGGGAGGUUUAGGCUUGGUUUGCUGAAGAUGUGUUUUUAUUGGCCAGGUUUAUUUCCUAAAUUGACUGUUGAGACUUUGUUUCCUAUAAUAGCUUAGGAGUGGUGCAGAACAGGGGUCACCAACCUUUUUGGACCAAUGGGCACCUUUUGAAUUUUGGAAGAGUGUUUUGGGUGCCAGUCACAAUUUGCCUGCCACGGUGCACAUAGUUUAACAGAAAAUUUAAGAGAGCACAACCAUUCUUCCUCACCACAUCAUACAGUAUUGAUUAUGUACUCACAUUCAACCAUUCUGUUGUUGUGUAAUAACAACAGUUAACAUUCCUCGAAUGACCAUGUUUCUUUCUCUCUCUCUCUCUCUCUCUCCCUCUCUCACGCGCGCGCACACACACACACACACACACACACACACACCUUCAGAAAAGCCCCUCCAUGGGAGAAGGAAGUAUCUGCAAUUGUGGGGGGGGGGAGCAAUUUCUCUCCUUGCACCCUGAAACAAAAUACACAACAAUAACAUAAAGUCCACAAACUUGAUACCCACAGUCACCAGUUUCAUGAUCCCUACAUAAAGAAGGAAAGCAACGUGAUAGAAAGUUUAGUUAUAACUACUUAAUGUCUUUUAAUUUUUUACUGGCUAAAACCAACAAAGUGGCCAAGAUGAAUCUUUAAAAAACCUGCCACAAUGUUAGGGUCACAGUAAUUGUUUGUCUGAACCUUAGGGUUCCUCCCUUAGGAUCUCCUUUUUAAUUGUGUUCUCCAGCUCCCCUGCCUAUGGAUCAUAUUGAAAAGAUGGCCGCUGAGUGCAUGAAGGACUUGGAUGAAGAUGAUGAUGAAGGUCUGGAAGAAGAUACCGAACUUUUGGUAUAUAUGGGAUUCCGUUGCAAGGCUGUUUUUCUUGGUGUAAAGGAAGAGGCAUCAUCCCCUUAUAGGAAAGACUGCAUGUGAUAACACUCCAAAUUCUUAUGGGUCUGGAACACUGAAAGGGAGGUGCAAGCAGUUCUUCCUAGUAAUUGGCUGUAACCAUUAAAGCACAGAAAUUUCCAGAGAGCAACGGCAGGUGUGUGGGUUUCACCUUUCCUGCUUGGUACUGGCUCUGUUUCCUCAGGCUGGAGUAGAAGUGGUGUCUGUUUGUAGCUGCCAGAGGGGAAAGAAGAAACUUGUCUGGAAAAGAAAUUGUGACAUUCCUGAGGUUUGAACUGGGCUGCAGGUGAAUUAAAUUUAGAAGUUGUUCCAUAAUGUUUGAAGAGAUAGUAGCAUCUGGCAGUACUACUGGUGAACUUCAUGUGCACCAAGACCCACUCACACAGGUUUCUUAAGGAUCCUGGGAAAUCAGGCUGAAAACUUACUACCGUAUUGGCCUGAAUAUAAGCCGCACCCAAAUAUAAGCCACACCUUUAAAAUUCAUUGGGGAGGGGGAGAAAAAAAGAUAAUACCUGAAUAUAAGCCACUCCCUUAAAAUUAUGCAGAACACCCGUUCUGUUUUACCAUAUGUCUGUUUCAGCAGCAAUAUUGUAAAAGCCAAUUUUUGUAAGGUCGCGAAAAUAAGCCGUACUUUAACUUUUCACAGUCAGCAUUUGGGAAAAAAGUGAGACAUAUUCAGGCCAAUAUGGUAUUUCUCUUGGGAGUUGUUUUUAGAACUGCUUUGCACGCCCUAAAGUGAUUGUGUCCUACCACACAUGAUCCUUAUAUUAAAAUCAUUUCCAUAUUCUUUAAUACAAGGCUGGGAGAGGCAGGAGGAAAUCUUAAUCAAAUGAAUAUAAUGUCGUAAUCACUGGAACAUCAUUAAGGCCUCUUGAAAAGUAAUGUUUUCUCUCAACAACUGCAGUUUUUGGAGUUUCCAGAUUUGGAAUUCAGGCAUAUCAGGAAGGCUGGUAUAUAAGAACUUUUACUACAAUCUUGUGUACAAAAACCACUUUGAGGUUUUGUUUUGUUUUAACAGUCAAGUAGUAUCUGAAUAACAUUAUGAAAUAUAAAAUACAAUUGUGCUUGGUUAAGUCCCAUAGGACUUCACUGGGACAUAAUUGUAUGCAAGAUUGUGGCUUUUGUUUGCUUUACAGGCUGUAGAGUUCUUCAUAGAUGUAUGUUCUUCAGAACCGUGCAGGUUCCUGGUUGCCUAAGGGGCCCUUAAAAGGCAUACAGGAAGUUUACAAAUCACAGCACAAUUCUACCCAUCCUAAACCACCAGACAUUUGAGGUUUAACUGGAAUUUUUUUGCUGCCAAUUCAAAUUAGCUAAAAUGUGGUGCAUCGCUUGGACAGCAUGUAGGUUUUACAUGAAGCUUUUAAUCUCUGAUAGAAAGCUGCCACAGAGGAACAUAAAUGAGGCAGCCUUAUUCACAUACAACAGUGAUUUUUUGUAAAGAAAAAAGUGCAGUUGGUUUGGCAUAAGAAGAAUGCUCUUUGAUUCUAAGUAAGAGAUUUCCGGGCCCCACCUUUGAAUGAUAGCAGUGGAAAGUACCCCGUGGUUCAUUUUAAUGCAGUGCUCAAAAUAGAAAUAGCUCUUCUUUAGCAACAAUUGCACUGUUUCAUGCUCUAGGCAGAGUUGCAGGAAGUCCUGGGAGAGGAAGACGGAGGAGGAAGCGGUGAAUGUGAGACGGAAACAAUAGAUGAGUCUUCUGUAGCCGCAGAGGAGCCCAGCGAUCUACCAACGCAGGUAAAUGAAAGCUUUUGCUUUGAGCCUAGAAAACUGGAUUUUAAGGAAUGUAAAGGUCAAGCCCUUCAGUGUAUGAAUUGCACUGCAUUUUGGUUUUUUGGGGGGGGUGUUGUUGUUGUUGUUUUAAAAAAACAACAACCUGCCCUCUGUACUGGGAAUAUAGCAAAGUGUUUAGCUUUCAUUUAAAGUGAACUUGGAAGUUGGUUAGCACCUUGAAAGUGAGAAUGUGUUGCAGGCAACUGAGCGGAGACAAUGGCUGUGACCUGGGCUCCUGGAGACAGCUGAUUUUAACAGCGUAGUCAAUCAAGCUGUAGACAAGGGAUGGAGAACCUGUGACCCUCCAGAGGCUGCUGAACCCCCAACUUCCAUCAGUCACAACCAGAAUGGUCUGUGGUCAGGUAUGAUGGAAAUCUUAAGCUCAACAACAUCUGGAGGGCCACCAGUUCCCCACUCCUCCUACAUAGACAGUGUAGGAUUGAACAAAACCACCUCAGGACAUUCUCCUUGGCUGGAGUUGUGUUUAGGGCUUGUGUUUGGUUGCCUCUUCCCUUUGAACACAUUCUGUGAGUUUUCUCUGUUCCGUUCUUGUUAGCGUUAGGUUUGAUGAGCAGUGCUGCUUCUUGGCAGAGUGUUUUUGUAAAGUGAAUAAGUGCUAGUGGGAUUUCUAGUCUCUUGAAUUUGUAGCGUUUGUCUGAUGAUUUUUCCACCCCCCCCUGCGGAAGGAGAGAACUUUGUAAGCAAACAUGUUGAAGAAAACCGUUAGAGGGCUCACAGCAGAAUAGAGAAAACAUUUUCAAUACUUCAAAAUAACUUUGCAGUCAGUCUCUGUCUGAAAUGACGAAGACCUUCCGACUAAAUAUGCCCAGUGGCUGUGAAUGUUUCCUGAGGUGUUCCACCCACCCACUUCUCUGCUGCUGCUUUGGCAGAAGGCCGAGAGGUGACUUGUGGAAUUUUUGCAGAAGAACAGACACUCAUCUGUUCAAGGGAGGUGGUUCGGCCUCUUAUGCCUUGAGUCUUAGGUGUGCAUGUUCCAGAGAAUGUGGUUCUCUCCUGCCCCUGAUACUUGAAUGUCUGAUUUAGAGUGCAAUUCUCGUGGGCAGAAUACUUGUCAUCUUUUUGGUCUCAUUUCCUUUAUCUUCUUUGAGAUGGCGCCUGCUGUUUCCAGUGGACUGCAACAAACAAUAGAAGAAAGGAUAGUUAACUAUAAGGCAGCUAUACUCAACGCAAAGGAAGCCGGCGAGAGUUCCAAAGUGCGACGGUAUGAACGGGGCCUGAAGGUAUGUUGGGACCACAGAUUCUCAUCCUUUUAGCAGAGAAGGAAAAAUGCUGUUAAAAACAGGCUAUGAGUAUCAGCCAUUAAUUCAGUGCAAAGAUGUAUGCAGGAAAGAACAGGGGCGUAGCAUUCAUUUUUUCACUUUUGUAAAUGAGUGCUAGUCUUGUUCUGUCUAAAAUCUUUGUAUAGACAGAAUUGUCUAGGUUAAAUUAAACAUUCGUUAAUGCUUCUUUAGUAUGGUAUCAUGAUGGUAGUCUGGAUGAGGUUCUCUCUUUUUUUUUUAACUGCUUUAGUAGGUGGGAGUUUAAUUGAGGUUAUUUUAUCUUCUCCAGACUUGUUGCUGUAAUUGUAAUCAUUACAGUUUCAUACACUAGCACUCAUUCCCAAGCAGCAGUUCAUUCAAAUGGAAACUUUUCUUACAGACUCUAGAUAUUAGAGAUAGCUACCAUGUAACACACAAAAUAGAACUGAUUUUAAAAGCUAUUGGCUCCAGCGGGCAGGGUAUUUAUGUUUAGGGAAAAUUAGGUGGAAUCUUGUAUUCAAUAAAUACCUGGAGGCAGGGAAUAAAAGCUAAACAUUGGUCUUGCAGGCUUAAUUAUUGGUAAAGUUGAAGAUUCAACAGGAUCUGUGAGGAUUCUCAGCUAGAGGUCACUAAUUGAAAUGUGUAGCUUUCCUACAUUAGAGAUUUUUUUGUUGGAGUUGGGGUUUUCUAGUCACUUGGUUGGACGGACAUUAUUUUGUGUGUUGAUUUUCUGUGCCUGUGCUUCAGAAGAAAGCAGAAAAGUUCAUUUAUUUAUCAUUAAGACUUGAAAUUCAGCAAAAUGGGUACAAUUUCUCUUCCUCUUUUGAUGCAUGGGUAUUGUCAGAAAGCUGCUGCAUUUUCCCAUAUAGUUUAGAGUCGUGUUGUUGAGUCUUUGCACAGUCCAGUGGAAGAGGAAUUGCAAAGCUUUAUAGCACUAUAGCUCCCAUCAUCCAUGACACUGGCCAUGCUAGUUGGAACUGAUGGAAGUUGUAACCCAGAAUAUGACAGAGUUUUAUCAUUUUGUGUGUGUGGGUUGGGAGUGUUUCAUGGAUCUCGGAGCAUUGCAAAAUGCUGCAGUUCCCAAGAAGGCUGUAGAGUGUGAGAUUCCAGGCACCUAAGAGGUCCCAGGUAUAGCUUGAAGGUACAUGAGGCCAUCAUCUUGCCGUAGCGAAACUGAUCUGGACGUGUUGAGCACCUGGAUGGGAGACUACAUGGGUCAAUAAAUGAAAGACACAGCUUGAUUGGAAUGAUCAUAUACGGGAUAAGUAUUUAAUCUAUGCUGGGUAAUUGAAAUCGCUACUCAAUCCACUACUAGGCAUUGGAAACCAUGCUGACUGCAGUGAAGAAAGGGAAAAAGGUGAAUGAGGAAGAAAUGCCACCACCUGUAGCAUCCGGGAAGAGCUCUGUCACAACUCCACAAGCCGUGCCUUUGAAUGACUUGCCUAAAAACUCAGGCAGCCAAGAUGAAAUAACUCUUCCUGAAGGGGAGGAAAAUGAAGGCUCUACUACAGACCAUGAAUUAAAGAACCCCAGCGAUCCAGAGCUAUCUGUGAGCACACCUGAUCUCCAGAGCCAGGAUGCAGAUUCAGGUGUUCUGGGAACAAGUAGCACUUCUGAAAACAGUAAGUAGUUUGAGUGUGGCCUUUUCCCCUGCAGCAUCCCUAUUCUGCAUAUGUACAAAAAAGUGCCACUUUUCUGCUUGUUUCUUCCAUAGGGUGGACGGGUGGUGGACCCAGGUGCCUAAGGAACUAUGGUCCUCAUGGUGUUUAUAGUAGAUGUUUUAUUGGCUAUAUAGUAGGUGUUUUUAUGUUUUGUUGUCUUGUUCAGAUUCCCCAGACCUUGGCACACGGGCACUGCUUGUGACAAGAGAGAAGGAGUACAAACUAGCAGCGCUCAAAGCUAAACAGAAAGGCGAUCUGGAGAAGGCAAAAGAGUACAUGAGGACUGGGAAGGUGAGGCAUCAUUAUUUUCAAGCUAAAGCAGGUUUCUGCAAACCAUAAUUGGUGUUGGGGAUCUUGAGGAGUCUCUAGAAUAUUUCUUUUUCUGUGGGUAAACGUAUAUGUUAAUUUUCACCGUGGGGAUUUGCACCCCCAUGGCAAACUUCCAACCUCAGGCGUAUAUGAGUUGGAGCCACGGCAUAUUGAGUUUUCCAACCUCUUCCAGUGGGUCACCAUGGAGCUGAAUUGGAAAAGAGGCAACUCAGUAUAAUGGCCCUGACUCAUGCAGUAAAUAUGGCUGUGUAAUGGGGAAAUCACCAUGAACUAACUGACCCCAUGGUAAAUGUAACAUAUGGACCAGCUCCCUGUUCCUUUCUUUUUAGAGUGAAAGUCACAGUUCUGCAGCUUUCUUGUGUCAGGAUCCCUAAAGCAGAAUUUCACUAGGAAAAUCUACAUUCUUUGACCAGAUAAAUAAAUCUAUGCAAGUUAAAUAUUGAUAGAGAUCUAAAAGAACUGUAUCUACCUGCAUGCAAGAGUAUUGAAGGGGAAUGAGGUGAUUUGUGCAUGUGCUGGGGACUGAAUGAAGGAUACAUCCAUCAAAGAGAGAAAGUGGGGACUUAGGGUCGCAGGAGUGCAUCUUGCUAACAUCUGGAAUCCACAUCCCAUCCCUUCUUAUUUUUGAAUCCUAAACAGAAGUUCUCUGAUUCAAUGCAAGUUGUUCAAUGGCUAGAAAUUUGAGAAUGCCUCUCCUAUGGGAGGUCCAGAGAAUGGACCUUUUCUGUGGUGGCUCCCUGUUUGUGAAGUGCUCUCCUCAGGGUAGCUAGCCUGGCGCCUUCAUUACAUAUCUUCAUGUACCAGAUGAGAACAUUACUUUAUAACCAGGCCUUUGGCUGGUUAACAAUCUAUGUCUUUUUAAAUGUGUUUGUGGGAAGGAGGUUGUUAGUUUGUUCUUGUUCCUAUCAUGUGUUUUGGGUUCUUAUUUUGUAUUUUUAUGUUGUGAACCACCCUGUGAUCUUUGGAUGAAUGGUGGUAUACAAAUGUUAAUACAGUGGUACCUCGUGUUACAGACGCUUCAGGUUACAGACUCCGCUAACCCAGAAAUUGUGCUCUGGCGGCGCGGCGGCAGCAGGAGGCCCCAUUAGUUAAAGUGGUACCUCAGGUUAAGAACAGUUUCAGGUUAAGAACAGACCUCCAGAACGAAUUAAGUUCUUAACCUGAGGUACCACUGUAAUAAUAAUAGUAAUUUCAAUUAGAGUGGGUAUCUGGGAUGCUGUACAGUGGUACCUUGGGUUACAAACGCUUCAGGUUACAAACACUUCAGGUUACAAACUCCAUUAACCCAGAAGUAGGACCUCGGGUUGUGAACUUUGCCCAAGGAUGAGAACGGAAAUCGUGCAGCUGCAGCGCGGCAGCAGCGGGAGGCCCCAUUAGCGAAAGCACGUCUCAGGUUAAGAACAGUUUUGGGUUAAGAACGGACCUCCAGAACGAAUUAAGUUCAUAACCCGAAGUACCACUGUGUGUGUGUGUGCUAGUUCUGUGGUCAGAAGCACCAUUUUGUGAACCGAGUUGAGACCCUUUGGCUUUGCAUUUUUGUUGUAGAAGUUCAGCCUGGUUCUGGAAGCACUGGACAGUGGGCAGCCAGUAGACCUCAGGGAUAUGCCUCCAGCACCACAGGGUAAGAGCAAAGGAGAUAAAUGAUCUUUCCAGUAACUAGAAUACACUGAAUUGCAGAUAAAAGAUGAAGGUUUAUCACACUGACUUCAGAUAUCCUGCGGUAAAAACCCUGCAAAGGAUCUGUGAUGUUGUGAAACCGUCAGACUUUCAUAGUUUCAGUUUUCUAAUGGCAUCCUGCUUUCGCCUCCAGAUCAGUAAAAAGAAGCAAGUGAAUCUAUCUAAUAUAAUGUAUUGCAUGAUGAUUUUUUUUUCUGUCUUAAGUAACUUUGCAGUCAUUUGUUUUAUUUUUCAAAACCAGGUAUUCUCCGUAUUUUGAAAUUGAAAUAUCCUAUUCUCUGUUCCCACUGAUGUCUCUUUGUGUGGAUUUUUUUUUCAGUGAAUGCAUCUUCAUUUGCCCCCUGCAUGUCUCUGCUUAAGGUUAAGUGUCUGCUGAAGGGAUAUUGUGUUUCUGAGCAGUCCAAAGUGCAAUAUCUUGCGCCUGAGAGAAUGCAUUUGCUAUGUACUGUUUUAGUGUUAUGUGACUCCACCUUUUCUUUUUCCUGGUUGCAGUUACUUAUAAACAUCAGUUUCAUGCCCGUGCUAUUACGUAAACUGAAUUCUAAACUGAUUUUGUUUGGGAUGUUUCUACGUUUCUAGGAUUUGGAAUUAAUUACAUAAAAUUAGUUGAGUGGUUGUCCCUAUUUACUGAGAACUGGAACUGCUUGGACAGCUAACAAAUAUGUAAAGGAGUUGGAGGAAGCGUUAGUGUAUUUGGUAGUUAUUCUAACAGUGGAAUUGUGGGAGUUAGGUGUUGGUGUUCUUAGAUCACAACCACACUGCAAAAACAUUGAUGCAAGACACAGAUCCUCUUAGAUUUCCGUAAUUUUCAAAUAGGGUGACAACAAAACCGCUAACAAAUCACAGAAUCCUUCUGUGAAUUCUGUGAAUCUAUGAUUUGGUGGUGGUGGAUUUGAAGGAAUUCAUGUUAAAAAGUAUGAGGCCCCAUUAGAAUCCAUACCUGGGAUCAAAGCUUUUGUGCCACAACAAUGAAAAGUGUCAUUUUUUUAAAUGCUUCAGUUGCAACAUGGGUGGGAACCUUUGAAAAGUUUAUGCAAUUUCAAGAGGUUCCAUUUUAUGGGAUCCAGUGUGUCAGGCUUAUCCCUCUCUCUCUCCCUAUCUUCCCCUCUCUCACUCCACAUUGCCUUUGUCUCUCUGGCAUGCCAUUUCUUUCCUCCUUCCCUUCUCUCUAUCUCCUGUAGCACCCCAUUUUCUUUUGCCUAGCAGCUUAAUUUUUUUCUCCCUAGUCUCCCAGGUUACUCACCUAUACUUCUCCUAUCCUCUCAGUUGCUUUGCUCUCUGUUCAGCUCCUUUAGGUGCUAAUCUGAGCCUUGAAAAGCACAUGGAGCUGAAAGAAGCAGUAGGGGCAACUUCUCUUCAAAUUUCCUCCUUCAUCACUUUGUACUUUUCAAGAGAGGGAAAGGUAACCAUCCUCGCCACCCCGUGAUGAUGGCAGUGAUGGGUGGAGGGCAGUGCCAUUGUGCCUGUGGGUGGCAUGCUGGCAACCCCAGACUUAGAGCGACAUUUGUUCCCAUUGGAAAAAACAGCUUCUCUUCACAGUACCAAAUUUUCUUUGGCUCUUGUUGAAUUAUGUUGCAACUGUAGUGAAGAAUUUGUAUCUCUACGCUUCCGUGCCUUUUAUAAAAUGCAUUAAAUUCUUUUCCCUUGACACUCACAUUUUCAGACCUUGAAAGUCCAGAAAUGAUACAGCUUCCCUCAAAACAGGCACCAUCUGUAGCUGUGGAAACCACCCUUCCUGUGACGGCACCAGACAGUCAAGGUAAUAAAGCUUUGGCUUAGAUGCGUUUUAAAGCAAAGCCUCUCUCUUGUGAGGUGUAUUGUAUAGAUUAGAAACUCAGAUCUUACAGUAUAAUAGGUAUGACCAGCAUUUCUAAUCUAUAUAAGUGCAGCCUGUGAAACUGUAGCGCAGAAUUGGAGAAACUGAGAAAUACCUAGAUUGGACGACUGGUUACUUAAAAUGUGGCAUAUCACUUCAGUAGUUAAAUUAACAAAUAUUAAUUAGGUUCAGGUAACAAAUUAGGUAACAGAUAUUAAUUAGGCAAACUAGACAGAGCAGCAAGACUUCUAUUGAAAAAUGAAGCUUAUCCAUUCCUUAUUGGACUGACAGAACACGAAACAAUAUUCGUCUAUAUAUGCUUUUGGUAGAUACGGCAUCAGUCAUAUGCUUGGGUGAAAUUUAAUGGUAAAUUUAAAAAAAAUUAAUGGUAAUUUGCAAUUCUGAUUUUUGAAUAAGUAUACAAUCAAAAGAGUAAACGGUUAAUUUUUAAUAAGUAAGCAAGCAAGCAAGCAAGCAACACUUCAUGGUAAUAUAUACAUAUACAGUAUAGGUUACAACUUUUUGAUAGGUUAUACAUAUGAAAAAGGCAGGGAAUGAUCUUAAAUUGAUGGACCAUAGUUUCUUGUUUGAAAUAUUCCAAUGAUAUAUAUAUAUAUAUAUAUAUAUAUAUAUAUAUAUAUAUAGUCUUAAGUUUGCAGGUAUUUGUACUGUGUUCUUUUUGUAGUGGGGGGGGGAGAGAGAGAGGGAGAGCAAGCACACACACACACACACACACACACACACACACACAUGCAUAUAUAAAUCUGUCUUUCCAUAUAUUGCAACAUACACCUUUCAGACAAGAAUAAAGUGUGUCUUUCUUUGAGAGACACAAACACCAGAAGCAUUUUUUCAUUUUGUUUUUUUAAUACUGUUGCAUCUGUUUGUGUCAAUGGGAAAAGGAGAAUGGAUUAAAGCACUGAUGGGGGAACCACUGACCCUCCAGAAGGUGCUGGGCUCCAGUUCCAACCAGUGUGGUCAGUAUUAAAGGCUAGUAGAAGUUGUGGUCCAGCGACACCUGGAAGACAAGACAUUGUCCUCCCCUAGGCCAAAGUGCGAGAAGCAGGUGCCUAUAUUGUGGCUGAGCUCAUAUGAUACGUUCUUUGGAUGCUUUUAAAGGUCCCUUGCCUCAGCCAAAAACAGUGAUGGAGGCUUUGCAGCAAAGACUGGAGAAAUACAAAGCAGCAGCCGUUCAAGCCAAAGCAAAUGGAGAUGAUCGGAAGAGCAGGAUGCACGAGAGGAUAGCCAAGGUAAAGAAGAAGCAGCUCUGUGUGCUACCACAAAAGUCCCUUGGUUAUAAUCAUUUUGUUGUGAGCCUCUGCUGUGAUAUAUCAGAUCACAAAAGAUACUGAUUAUAUAACAGCAGUGAGAGGAUCUUCUCCUGUUUGAACGUAUUACACCAAUCCGGACCUGACUGCGUUGGCUACCAAUUAGUUUCCAGGCCCAUUUCAAAGUGCUGACUUUGACCUUUAAAGCCUUAAACUGCUUAGGACCAUGGUAAUUUAAAGGCCUCUCACCAUAUGAACCAACCUGGACCUUAUGAUUGUCAUCUGAGGCCCCUCUACAGGAGGUCUGGAGGGUGGCAACAUGAGAACGGGCCUUUUCUGUGGUGACUCCCUGCUUUUGGAAUGUUUCCCCCAGGUAGCUCGCCUGGCGCCUUCAUUACAUAUCUUAGGGAGCCAGGCGAAAACAUACCUCUAUAACCAGGCAGUAUACAAAUUUGAUAAAUAAAAAUAAUAAUUGUUAGACUUGUGGAAUACAAGCUCGUUGGGUGGUGAAUUUCAGCAUCACAUAUUUCACAUUACACUCUGAGAAUGUCAUUAUCAAAUUUGCCUGCAUUAAACUCAGAAAGACUUACUUCUGAGGAGACGCAUAUAGAAUUGCACUUGAAUAAUGUUAACCAUCAUUUCAUCACAUUUACUAAGAAUGUGGGGCAAAUAUUUCAGCCCUUUUCGUAAAGCCAUGUGGAGGGGUUGUUGCAUCUGUGUACUGCAAGCCCAGCAACAGAUGCAGUACAUGGAGGAAGGUUUGCAUUUUUCUAGCUAUGAAAUGUUCUGCCUGGAGUGCUCUUAAAAUGUUUUCUAAUCCUUAUGGCAUAAAGGGAAACACAACAAAUGAGUGACAAAUAAGUAUUUAUCUCCCCCUCCCCACAACCUGUCAGAUGACUGUAUUCUCUAACCAAAUUUUCUCCUUAACAGCAAUACCAAGAUGCCAUAAGAGCCCAUAAAGCAGGAAGGAAAGUGAAUUUUGGUGAACUACCAGUUCCCCCUGGUAAGUAUGCAACACUGUCAGGGCUGUGUGUUGGAAUGUGAGAUACCCUCGUGUAAGUGCUUUGCUCCUGGCACAUUUGCCAAAAAUGCUUCAGGAGACUCCCUCCUACUCUGCCUUGUCAGGAGACUGGCUUGGCUCCAUGACAACACUACAGAAUGUGCUAUGAAACUGCUUAUUGUGACUGUAAACUUUCAUGAAGUUGCACGAUAACAGCACAGAGGGCCUCUUGAAUUGCAAGUUAGCUCGUUGGUUUUCAGCUGGUGGGUUGGGACCCACUACCAGGUCAUGACCCCUGAGCUAAGGUGGGUUGCAACAGCACCAUACAACAUAUGACCCAUUUGAGGAGCUGGCUGGUUGAAAUUAACCAUAAUUAGCUUUAAACACAGCUCCCAGUUCACAAACAAUUCAACUAAAAUUGAAAGCUUCCAAACUUCUCCUCCUCCUCGGCCUGAAUGUGUCAGUGAUCCGUUUUGUGGGCAGCCGCUGGAGUUCAUGCUCAAUACUCUCAGAACUUGUAUCUUCUGAGUAUAAUGAUAAUUGUCAUUUCAACUUUUUAAAUCUGUAGUUCUCCUCAUAAAUGUGUGUUGUGUUCAUCUUCAUUUAUUUUUAAGGCUAUCUUCUGGGGUUUUUUCUUCUCUCUUCUUUUCAGGUUUUCCUCCGAUUCCUGGACUGGCUCCUGCAGAUGACAAUACUGUUGCUGCCGUCCUUGAAAAUGCUAACAGGCUGGUUAAGAUGGAGGAGGAAGAGAAUAAAGAAGAGGAGGAGGAAGACGAGGUGUGUUGCUUAAAAAUCUGUUUGCUUACAGAUGCAGAAGAAUAUUCUUACCAUUUUAAAACACAAGUUACAGCCAACUAUUUCAAAAGCUGCUAUUGCUGCUGCUGUUGUUUUUUUUAAAAAUCCUACUAACCUAGUAUUACAUACACUGAAACAUUUCCAGUCACCAUUUCCAUUCCUUUUAACCCAUCAGGUUAGUCAUGUUCAUGCUUUUUAAUGGGUCUACUCUGAGUAGGACUAGCAUUGGCCACAACUCAAGAAGCUCUGGUAGUUAAAACUGCUUAUUCCCUUUAAUUUCCUAAUGCUAACUGCUGAACUGGUUAACUCACAGACUUUGUGUUAGGGUACCUAGUAGUAGCUCAUCUCCUGUUAAGCCACACUCUGCACUAGGACUUCAGAUGAUGAAUCACUCUAUAACCCAUUUUGUUGAAGAUGGCCUAGUGAUGAUGACUACAGUGCUGUUAUUAAGGAGUUUUUCAGCCUCUUAAGAUGACUUUCUGAUCCCUUUAGCACAAAAAAGGUCUCUCUUCUGUAGCACCACAGCAGAUGGCUGCUGUAAUGGGAUCCAUUUGUUUAGUAUCCGUCCUCAUCUUGGGCCCUAUAUCUGAAUUUCCUGCUCAUUGCAUUCAAUUCCUUUCUGAUCCCACUAGGGUGAGCCUUCCAUACAGGCUCCAGCUCCCAAGAAGCCCACUCAGCUGCCUAAGAAGCCAGUGCAAGUUGUUCAGCCAAUAACUGUGCCAUCUGCUGUAAUCCCGGAAGAAACCUCUCCAGAGAAAGAUAUUUCUCAACCCACCCCUGUAGCAGCCCCAGAGAAAUCUGCAUCCACUGAGCACAUCUCUCCAGUUGGUAAGGACUCAAAAAGCUGGCUGAGAGUUGUAUUUAUUUAAUUUACAUCAAGCAAGACUUAGGAAGUGAUGUAUUUUAGAUACUUAAAGGAUGUUAGGAAGGAAAAGGGGGAAACAGUUGUUCACGCUGAGGAUAGAACAUGACAAAAAUGGUACGCAAGAAAUACGUUCAGUGAGGCUUAACAGAAGAAGCCUUUGGGACAAAGCCCUUGUUGUCUUUUCAUUUUCUGAGCUGUGAAAUGCUGUGUUUGGAGUGCUCGUAAGAUGUUAACAAGCCCUCCCUUUCAGUAGAAUAGAAAGGUAUGUAGAAUCUGGACAUCAAAUGAGUGACUAAUACGGAUUCCUAUUCUGACCCAAAUUAUCCACUUAAAUGUGCACAUAACAGACAGACCCCCUGCUGUAAUCAAGAUAACUACCAGGACACUGCUACUUGCACUGGUUCAAGCUAGUCAGUGUUUUGUCUUCCUCCUAAGCAGUUCAGUGACACAUGCUUGACAGUGUUCCGUGGAGACAUGCCACACAUUUGCACAGCUUGGAUGCAGAUGGCAAGCUUGCAUUUGAGAAAACAGGACUACCUCUUGGCUAGGUCUGUUUUUUUCUCUUACUUUAAGGAGCUUGGAAGAGCUGGUGUGUGCUCUCUGGAAAGGACAUCAUAAAGAUACCUGGCAGGCUUAGUGAAAGUUCUUGCCUCCCUGAGAAGUGUCCUUUCUGCCCCUCUUUUUUCAUGUCCUCCCCCACUCCUUGCAAAUGUUGAGCUCCCAAACACAGUUUAAGUAUUCCGUCUGAGUCAAAGCCUGGCAAGCAAGGCUUUAUCUAAUGGAUGUGGCUGUGGAUGACUGGGCAGAUUGCACACAGGAGAUGCUACGGUGUGAGGGCGGAAAUAAAUAGGAGCCACUGCCACACAUUUCUUUCUGCACCAUUACUGCGUAUUCUGUGCGUCCCUGGGAUGAGAAAACCUUCUGUUUCUCUCAUACAGCCUUGUGUGCAGAGUGGGAAUACAGCUAAGCAGGAAAUAGCUUUCUAUAGGUGUUACUAUUAGUACACUGGUACCUCGCAAGACGAAUGCCUCGCAAGACAAAAAACUCGCUAGACGAAAGGGUUUUUUGAGCUGCUUCGCAAGACGAUUUUCCCUAUGGGCUUGCUUCGCAAGACGGAAACGUCUUGCAAGUUUGUUUCCUUUUCUUAACACCGUUAAUACAGUUGCGACUUGACUUCGAGGAGCAACUCAUAGAACGCGGUGUGGUAGCCUUUUUUGAGGUUUUUAAAGACUUUGGUGAUUUUUGAAGCUUUUCCAAAACUUUCCCGACACCGUGCUUCGCAAGACGAAAAAAAUCACAAGACGACAAAACUCGCGGAAUGAAUUAAUUUCGUCUUGUGAGGCACCACUGUACAGCAAGCCCUUAAUAACUUGGGACCAGUUUACCUGCAAGAUCGCUUUACCCCCCUAUAUUGCCCACUCAACUUCAGUCUGCAGAACUGGCACUGUUACAAGCAACAACUGUUGCCCAUUUCACAUUUGUAAGAAAUGAAUCUGAUAGGGUCUUAGCCUAUUGACAUCAGGCAGGCAGCUUCGCUGUAGCUUUUAUGAUGCCUGCUAAAAACAUUUUUGUUUAGAUGAGCCAACCCAGAUGUGUAGAAUGUGGAUGUAUGUUUUAAUAUCUUUUGGGUUUACUGCUGAAUUUAUUCCUUUAACGUUUAAAUUAGUUGUUUUUACUGGUAGGUUUACUGGCAGGUUUUAUUGUUUAUCCUCAUUGUAAACUGCUUUGAGGGAGUGUGUGUUUUUUAACAAUCAAGCAGUUUAUAAAUUUUAUACAUUUGUAAAUAAAUUCUCUCCUCCAAUAGCACAGGCACGCUUUGUUUUAUUGCGCUUCUCACAUAUUGCUCAUUGCGAGGACGCGGGUGCAGCUGCAAGCAGCCUGGCUGCUUCUGGGGAAGAAAGCCCUGCUGCUGUCACCGCCUCCCGCUUCUGGCCACAGGAGUGGAGCUGGCUAGGGUUGGAGGUGGGUUUUUCCCCUACCGCCCCUGCAGCCAGCGGGGGAACCUGGCUUAAUAGACUAUAUAUAGCGCAAGCAUAAUUUUUAUAUGCAGUGGGGAACCAAAAUGUUUACGUGGCUCGGUUUAUUGCAAUAUUCACUUUAUUGCAGUGGUCUGGAACCGAGCCUGCAAUAUCUCCAAAUCUGAAAAGUGUGGGUUUUUUUUAAAAAAACCACAACUAUGACAACACCCCAGUUGUUUUGCUUCUUUGCAGCUUUAGAGCACCUUGAAUUCCUGGAGAGUAGAAGGAAACAGUACUUAAAGGCUGCAGUCCAGGCAAAGAAGAGAAAUGAUCUGGAGCAAGCCAAGGCGUUCCUAAGAACAGCCAAGAGCUUGGAGCCAAAGAUCGAGCGGGCAAAAAGUGGCAAACUGGUCGACAUUUCCAAGGUUAGUAGAAAGAUUCCUAAGAGUGUAUCAGGUCUGCUUUGAAGGAAGCACUGUUCACACCACUAUCUGUCGUCUGAUGUCCUUUGUUGCCUUUGAACACAGCUUUUGUGGAUUUUAUUUCAGAAAACCUUGUAAUUCUUUUAAGAGAGAGGCAAGCUUUUCUGCCGUUGGGCCUGACCAUAGGCCUGCACUCUCAUCCUGGCUGUUGCCCUGCCUCCUCUCCUUGAAUUGUAGGAGCCUUUUACUUUUUUUGAAAUUCUGAAUUUGUUCAGUUGCACCCAGUCUCUGUCUCUCUCAUGCACACACAUUUAUAUGUAUAUGUACAUAUGUAUAUUAAUUAUAUAAAACUUCACUUAAACGUGUGGUGCCUUGGAAUGUAACCUGCAUGUAAAUGGGAGCUUGUUUGUAUGUUUUAUUCUCAGCCAUCAAAAUUGCCUCUUCUGAGUUAUUAUUUUGUACUUUAUAGCCACUUAAGAGUAAUAAUAAUAAUAAUAAUAAUAAUAAUUUAUUGUUUAUACCCUACCCAUCUGGCUGAGUUUCCCCAGCCACUCUGUAGGGAAUAAGGGGAGGGAGGCACCUAAUUCUGUUGCCUAGAUGGCCUUACAUUUUUGCAAUUUUCACACAUAUAAAAAUACAUAUGUGCAGGUUACAAAAAUGAGACUUUGUUUUUACAUAUUGCCUUAAGUUACUUUGGGUGCCUCCAGUUUGGAAGAUGAACAGAACUGACUGGGUUUAUGGUUGUCCCUUAACAUAUAUGAAUGUAGUGCAGACUUUUCUCUGCAGGAAGGGGAGAAUCGCUACUGCUGGGAUUAAAAUAUGUAGAGCAGGGGUAGUCAACCUUUUUAUACCUACUGCCCACAAAUGCAUCUUUCUUGAUGGUAAAAUUUCCUUACCACCCACCAGUGCUCGAUGGAAGGAGGAUUCAGCUUGUGCCGUAGAACCCCCUACCGCCCACCUGGAAUCCUGAAAUGCCCACUAGUGGGCAGUAGGGACCAGGUUGACAACCCCUGAUGUAGUGGGUCAAUUUUUUUCAUAUGGAAUCCUUUGGUCUUCUAUUUUCUUGUUUGGUAUCUUGAAUCACUGCUGUGGUAACGAUCAGAAGGGUAGGGCAUUUCAAGAUUGUUUAAAACCUUACUUGAGGAAUGUGGUAAACUUGCAGUCACUAGUUGGUUUUCUCAUAUUGAUAAAUGCUUGCAGUGCUGUUGGAAAUUCAAGACAGUUGGAUGUAUCAUUCCUCGUCGUUACUUGCAGGUCUCAGAAAACUGAUGUAUUGGCACAGCCUUUCCAAUGUGGUUUCGACUAAAAGUCCCAUCAGCCUCAGCCAGCAACCAUGCAGUGAUGAGAGUUGUAGUCUGUAUCAUGUUGAGGACACUAGAUUGGGUGGGGAAGAGUGCAUUAACAGCAUAUUAACUCAGUCUGGCAGGAACCUUAAAAGUAUCCUGCUACCCAUUCCUGAUAUCCUUCCCCCACCCCUUUUUUUAUCUGCUCUGAAUGAGUGUCCCUUUGUCAGUGCUCACCUUUCUCUGUCACAAUUUUACCAGACAAGCUCUGACAUGUAUUGUGUGUUGCUGUGUAGCUGCCAUCACCACCUACAGAUGAUGAAGGUGACUUUAUUAUCAUACAUCAUGAAGAUGUCAGACUCUCUCAGAAAGCAGAAGAGGUGUACGUUCAGCUCAUCAAGCUAAUGACAGACCAGCAUGAGGUGUGUGCCUCCUUCCUCUCCUAUAGCAUUAUACAUAGCUAAGGGUCCUAUAGUGGAAAUAGAAUGUUCUCUAUACUUUAAACUGGAUUAUUUUGCAUACAACUCUAAACUGUUGUUCUUUUAUGAUAUAUGCACAAGCGUCAGUGACCCUCUCUCUCCUUUCAAAAGUGAUUUGAAAAUAAAGGUGCUCAGAAAAUUUGCUGCCUUCUUUAUGGGUCCCCUGUAUGUGUGUUUUUAAGAGGAAAUAAGAGAGAACUUCUAGUGGCAGUGUUAACAUCUGUGAGUUAUGGUACUAAUACUAUAAUCCAGCAGCAGAUUUUAUGCAGAUGACUGUAUACUCUCAGAUCAGUUUUUGAAGGUAGCUUGUGGUCUGACUUCUCCCUCCUUUUUUCUGUUAAUAGAAAUGUUUGCAGUAUUCGAAGCAGUUCACACAUCUGGGAAAUGUAUCUGAAACUUCCCGGUAGGUUUAUUAUGAGUUUAGUAUUGAAGGCACAUCUCAGUUGGGUGCAAUACAAAUUCCACUUGGCAGAAUGAAUGUUGCCUUUAUGCCUUGGGUCUAAUCAUUUUGUGGCUGAGGAAAAAGUUGUUCCUCCCUUCUCAACUAUGUAAAGUGUAACUUGACUUUUUCACAUCAGGGGAAGCUCAAUGGCAUGUCCCUACAUUGGGUGAGCUGGAGAAUUACAGCCUACAUGGUGGUUUUCUCCAUAUGUCAAACAAGAAGGAAAUUUCAUGUUGAGCAACCAGUGUUCUGCUCCCUGUGCUUGCUUGAUGAAGGUAGCUCCCAAAUCCCAUCAGUAAUGAAAGUUAAGUCCCUCUGGUGCCCCACUCAGUGCUCUGGUGCUUGCUCAGUUUCUAGACAGCUUUCCCAUUGACCUCUGGCAAGGAGCUAUUUCUGCCUUAAGUGGAGCCCAGCCAUUCUCUCAUUUGAGUAGGAGCUGCCUCCAUGAGUUUAGCAGCCACCCACUGAUAACAUUAAUGAAACCAGAGCAGCUCUGGCAAUAUGCUUCCUGAUCUUUCUCACUUUUACUAUAUGUUGUGUAUUUCUGUGUUGCGUUUCAGGUUUGAGAAGCUGGCUCAGAUUUGUAAGAAAGAUCUGGACAUCUUACAGCUUGCACAGGCCCAGGGGCUGGAUCCCCCAAGCCACCACUUUGAAGAGAGAACCUUUAAAAUUGUAAGGUAUGGAUGUCCAAAAGAUGGGAAGGUUUCAAAUGUCUUAUCUUUGUAGAUAGAUGAGCUUUACAAAACCUUUCUGAACCUUACAAGAACAAGCAACCUGGAAUACUGUGAAUUUCUGUUCCCAAAAAAGUGACCAAUGUUUUAUAGUGGAAACUAGGCAUUUCAGUAAAUGUGGGGCUGCCAUGAAAAUGGGACCACUCUCCCCCAGCCCCGUGAGUCAAAGGGCUUUAACUUUGUUCAUAUCUUGAUGUUGCCUGUGUUUGCAUAUGUAAUACUAAGUUGCAGCUUGUUCAGUAGGCAAACAGACAAGGCUAGUUGGUUUUCCAGCUACUCUUGCCUUGUGCCUCUGUAGCUUGGAGAGUGCCUGGGCUGCAGUGACCAAACAAACCAUGGUUAAGCAAGGCUUUGUGGUUCAUAAACUAACAACAAACCAUGUUUUCACCCUGCAAUUAGUUGUCAGAAAGCAAGUAUGCUGUGUAUUUCUUCAUGAUUCCUAUUUCUACAUGUUCACUACGUUUGGUAUUGCAAUGUGAAGUACUUCCGGAUUGCUGGAGUAAACUUUUUCUUUUUGUUUGCUUUGUAGAAUAUUUUCUGAACUCAGUAGCACAGAAAUGCAUCUUAUCAUUGUCCGAGGAAUAAAUCUACCAGCUCCACCAGGUAGUCUACCAUUGACAUGAAUUUUUAAGAUUCCUUCCUGCUCUGCAAUCUUCCCUGCAGCUGAUAGAGCUGAGAACUUGACCUCUGUUAAUCAGUAGUUAGGAUCAUUUUGUUUUUAUCAAGCAAAUUGGGUCACAAUUGGGAACAAGCAUCUCUGAGUAGAGGCCUCUUCUUUCCUGUGAGAUAAUCGGCAGUCUUGUGUUCAUAAGAUUUGGCCCAUUUUUCUUUUUGUUCCUGCAGCGGUUUGCUCAGCUAAAUUCCUCUCUUUGCACAGGUGUGGCACCCAAUGAUUUGGACGCAUUUGUGAAAUUUGAAUUCCAUUACCCGAAUACAGUGAGUACACAUCAAGGCUUUUGCUCCCUCCUUAAUUUUUAGGACCUAGGGUGACAAUUCCCUAUCAAGUAUAUUCAGAUGCAAACCCUCAGUUUGCCGCCAUGUAAUAUAUGCAAAGAUUGGGAGAAUGGAUGACUUGUGCAUUGCUGCUGCGUUAAGCGAGCAGCCGUGUAAAUAUCAGGACAGGGUAGAAGCAGAGCAUAAAAUAAAGGUGCAGAGAAGCCCUAUCAACUUUUGAAGUGAGUGGGAUAACUGAGACAAAAGAGAUCGGGACAAAGCAAGAUCUAUGGUGCUGCAAAGAGACGAUCAUGGGUGUUAAUGAGAAACAGAGAGGAAAAAACAAGGAUACAGAGAGAUCAGGAGGGGAAAUAAUGUGCUAAAGGGGGUUAACAAGGCUGAAAAGAAAUCACUGAGGUGGGGGGGGAGAUACACAGAAAUGAGCUUAUUACAUUUAUAUACCACCUGUUCUCCCAAGGAGCUCAAGAUGGUGCACAUCGUUCUCAUCCCCGUUUUAUCUUGACAACAACCCAGUGAAGUAGGUUAGGCUGGGAGGUGGUGACUGGCCCAAGGUCAUUCAGUGAGCUUCGUGGCUGAGUGGGAAUUCUAACCCUGGUCUCCCAGGUCAUAGUUCAACACUCUAACCAUUAUGCCACCCUUCAGCUCUCUUGAAUUAACGAAAGUGAAAAGGUGGUCCUCUGGAGUGGUUUGACUUACACAUCCCUGCUUUAGAGCAACCAGCCCAUGGUGGGGCGGGGGGGGGAGCUUGGUCUUCACAAGUAAAGGCAAGGACAGAGAACUGCACUGGCUUUUCUGAGAAUAGUUAGGAAGGCAGGGUCACUGGUGGCAUCUCUGGUGGCCUUAUCACAGUAGAAAAGAGAAUGGCAUUUCUAAUAGGGUUGUAUAUGUGAUGCUUGAGAGGCAGCUGGGGAAGGAGCUGCCUCUGAAAUAGAGAAAGGGCUAUGUUGCUUGAUAACUAGGAUAUCAUCUAGAAGUGCUGGCAGUAAUUGGGUCACCUUGUCCUUGUUCACGCCCUAGAGACUUCUUCUGUGCUUUGGGCUAGAAGUUAAUUUGUUUUGUUGUAUGAUUGGGUUGUUAAAAAGAAUAGUAAUUGCUAAACAAUCUCUUUGGAGCACGUUUGUUGCAACCUCUGAAGAUCCAUACCCAUUCCCUUCUUGGGGACAAGGAAGACAAAUGAAAAGGUCCCGGAGAAAUCUACCUGCACCAGGCUCUUGUUCUACGGCAAAGCAAAAUGACUGAAUGGUGGUUGCAAUGCUAGCAUUGGAUCUAACCUAUCUUUUUAACAUCCCCAUGCACCAUUUGUUUCUAUCUCUUGUAUAUUUCAUAUUGAAUCUCAGUAUUUGCAUUUUGUUCCAUAUUGAAUGGGCUGUGCCCAAGAAAACUUUAUCUACACUUAUGCAGGACUUUCUUUCCAAAUGAAAAGCAAACAAAGAUGUUGUGAUUUCUGCUGAAUAUUAAUGGUGUGUGGCUGUAGGUGUUUAGUUUUAGGGUUUUGUUAACCUAUGUUUUGCUUUUAUUAAAACAGGAGCAAGCUCAGAAAAGUAAAACAUCAGUGAUAAAAAAUACCAACUGCCCAGGUGGGUGCAUGUGCUUAUACUAUUAUUGCCAUCGUUACGUUGUCUUUUCUUGGAUUUUCAUUUCAGAGCUAGGCUGAAAAGGGUUAGUUCCAUUUUAUGUUUGCAUCGGCUACCUGAACAGAAUUCAAAGACUCUCAUUUCAGAGCAGUAGUAAUUUUGUAUUGUGGGUUUCUUAAUUAAGCGAUUUCCGCAUCUGUGACGGUGUUAACCUAACUUGCAACACUGCUCUGUAUAGUGGCAGCAGCUCUAAACAGGCUAACUGGAGAUGGCCAAAGGCUGGGCCUGGAACUCUGUGCAUGCUCUUCUACUGAGCUAUACGACUCCAGAAGGACUUGUACCUGGAAUAUUUGGAUCCCUCUGCAUUCUGUCCCUUAGAAAUCCAACAUUGCUGUUCAUUUUGCCACAGAAAAGAUGUCACCCUCUUACCCCCAACUGCAUAGAAUUGUUUGGGAUCUAUUAUUUCACAGCUAUUUAGCAUGAAUCCUGUAGCACUUUUUUUUGCAGGCUCUUUUUUUUAAAAAAAAAACAACUUAGUGAAUAGGGUAAUAUACAGAAGGACUUGCAGUCCUUUGUCUUGGCUUCUUCUUCUGGCAAAGGAAAACGUAGGGACCAAGUCACUGUGUCAUUCAGUACAAUCUGUACCUCUCAGAUAUGCACCUGUGGGGCCUACUUGAUUGAAAGGUUUUUCCAUGGCAAAAUAUCUCCCACCUGCUUAUUUUGAGGUGUUGACCACAUGCUUUUCUUGAUCUUUUAUUUGGUUCAGAGUCGUCUCAUCAGCUGUUUGUAUCUGAUUAUCUGUCUGUGCAUUUCCAGAAUAUGAUCAGCUGUUCAAGCUGAACAUUAACCGAAAUCACAGAGGUUUCCGAAGAGCGAUUCAGGCUAAAGGAAUUAAAUUUGAAGUCUUCCACAAAGGGUGAGUAGGGGUUCAUGCCUAAUGGGAAACAGUUUGAUUGCUUGAGCUCAAGGACUUUGUUAAUUCUGCUUUAAAACAAUUCCCAGAUUUCUUUUGGAGCUAAAAAAAAAUGUAACUCUUUGUCGCAUACAAUCUGUAGGCAUCAUUGUGUGUUUGGAAUUUUUAGCUACAGGGUAGUUGAAGAUAUAAUUGAGAAUAUGGGAAGGAACUAUUUUGAAGUCUUUGUAGAGAUUUUCUCAUAUGCAGCAGAUACGUCUUUCAGACAUUUGCAGUGCUUGAACUUUUAGACUGCAGUCACGUAAUAUUGGUCUUCUGCUUGAUCUUCUUAGAUGACUGACAGGCGCUGUAUUUGGGUGUUGUUAAUACUCUACUAAAGCCAAAAGCUGUGAAAACUCCUGAGAAUUUUGGCUGUAUACUACUAGGCCUGUAUACUAAGGCUGGCAGUUCAGCAGGGAUCAGGGGCUGUCAAUCUUUUCAUCCUGUAGACCUUAAUGCAUUUUUGUGCUGAUUCCAUAUCAAAACACAGAAUCCCCUUUGCCAAGCAGGCCAGUUCACUGCUUCUGAUGCCUGUUGCCCCCAAGGGAUCUAAGCCACAGCUGAAACAGGACAUGCACCCACAUGACUGUUGUGGUACGGGAGGGUGGAAAUCUUCCAUGAUGAACUUAAGAUGCUUUUCUCCUUUUGGUUGAGUACUACAAGGCUACAUCUGUAUCUCACACUGAAUACUGUAUUUUUCGCUCUAUAGGACGCACUUUUUCCCCUCCAAAAAUGAAGGGGAAAUGUGCGUGCGUCCUAUGGGGCGAAUGCAGGCUUUCACUGAAGCCUGGAGAGCGAGAGGGGUCGGUGCGCACCGACCCUCUCGCCCUCCAGGCUUCAGGAGAGCCCCAGCGCCAGCCCCACAAGCUCGGGGGACAGAGGAGGCGGAACGCCGCCAUCCCGCUGUCUCCCGAAGUGGUUUGGAGGCUGACGGGGAGACCCCGCCGCCAGCCCCGCAGCUCCGGGGACAGCAGGAAGACGCAGCGCGUCUUCCCGCUGUUCCCGGACCUGAUCUGAAGGCGGGUGGCGGGGAGAAGAGCGCUUCUCCCCGCUGCCUGCCCCGCAAGCUCCGGGGACAGCUGGGAGACGCAGCGGGUCUUCCCGCUGUCCCCGGACCUGAUCUGAAGGCGGGCGGCGGAGAGAAGAGCGCUUCUCCCCGCUGCCUGCCCCGCAAGCUCCGGGGACAGCUGGGAGACGCAGCGGGUCUUCCCGCUGUCCCCAGCCGGGGUCUGAAGGCGGGCGGUGGGGAGAAGAGCGCUUCUCCCCGCUGCCUGCCCCGCAAGCUCCGGGGACAGCUGGGAGACGCAGCGCUUCUUCCUGCUGUCCCCGGACCUGAUCUGAAGGCGGGCGGCGGGGAGAAGAGCGCUUCUCCCCGCUGCCUGCCCCGCAAGCUCCGGGGACAGCUGGGAGACGCAGCGCGUCUUCCCGCUGUCCCCGGACCUGGUCUGAAGGCGGGCGGCGGGGAGAAGAGCGCUUCUCCCCGCUGCCUGCCCCGCAAGCUCCGGGGACAGCUGGGAGGCGCAGCGCGUCUUCCCGCUGUCCCCGGACCUGGUCUGAAGGCGGGCGGUGGGGAGAAGAGCGCUUCUCCCCGCUGCCUGCCCCGCAAGCUCCGGGGACAGCUGGGAGGCGCAGCGCGUCUUCCUGCUGUCCCCGGACCUGGUCUGAAGGCGGGCGGUGGGGAGAAGAGCGCUUCUCCCCGCUGCCUGCCCCGCAAGCUCCGGGGACAGCUGGGAGGCGCAAUUUUUUCUUUAUUUCCCCAAAACCUGAUGGUCCUAUGGGCCAAAAGGCCCUAUGGGGCGAAAAAUACGGUAUCUUAAGUCAAUUUGGCAUAUAACAGUAAGAAUAGCUGCCCUUAUUUGCAGCGUGGCCUUUAGUGUCAAGUUGUCUGGCGUUAAAGAAACUGUUUGAAAGGAUUCCUUAGUGGCCAAAAUAAUUUGCUUAUAAUAAGCACUAUAAUGUAUAAUUGUGAUAUAGCAUUGACUACAACUUAGUUCCUGUUUCACAGGUGUAUAGUUUUAAGAUUGUACAAGUGUCUUCAUUGGGAUGGGGUGCAUGAUUGUUUAGGCUAGAAGAAAACAGUGGGAAAGAAUAUUAAUAGGAUCUGUUUGCGGGAGUGGUCUCAUGUCUCUUGUAAGCAUGCAUCCAAAAUUUCUAGUGGCCAAAAAGUGUGGAAGGCAAUACUAUUUUUAAGCUGUAAGAGGGAGGGCCAUAGGUGAGUUUGCUGUUCUUAAGUUCACACUAUGGCAAGCCCCACAAGUGGGUUUGAUUCAGAUGAAAUGACAGGCCAUUAGCAGGAUUGCAUGCUCCUUCCUUUACAUGCAAGGGAGAGCUUUUCUUUCUAGUUUGCCCUUUUGCCCAAAUGCAGCAACCAGAACCUUUGAAUGUGAUUUGAGGGUGAGCUCUUCAGGAGCCAUUCACAUGAAGGGUGUAGCAGGGCUGUACAUUUCACCCCACCUUCUGAAGUCACAUGGAAUCUCCCACCCUUGCCAUGUUGGGGUGUAAUUUCUGAGGUCUGAAGCCUCCACACGCAGAACAGGACCCCCACUUCAGAAGUUGUGCUAUGAACUUCAGCGACAGAAAGACUCAUAUGGCUUUUGACGGUAGUAUUAAAAACGUGUCCCUGCCACAGCCCCUUCCACCACAGUAGCCCUUUCAUGUGACUAACAGCUGAAGAGCACUUGCAAUUUGCUGCAGACUAGAAGCAGAAGCCUCUAAUCUUUCCUUGCACUCAAACAAAUAGGAGCAGAUAAGCUCAAGCCUUGCUGUGGCUCCUCCUAACAGAAGGGGUGGGGGCAGAGCUCAUAGGGAGAUAGUUUAUUAGGCCUGACAUGUUUUGAGGAAAGUCUUCAGAGCCACUGAGAAGCACUACUGCUCUGCUUUUCUGCAAGCUCUGUCUCCAAAUCUGUACUCACUUGAAAGUGAGGGAGCCUGCAGGAAGCACACUGCUACUGCUGCUGCUGCUGCUGCUGCUGCUGUGUUUACAAUUUUGCCUCUCAGUGCUGCUGAAGGCUUUCAUCAAAAUGCAUUGGGCCUUUUCCCUGUGCACCUGGGAAUCCCCUCCCCUUCUGCACUGUUCUGCACUGUUAUUUUGUGUGUGUGAACCAAGCCAUGAUCUUUAGGCGUAUUUGGAAAUAAAUAGGUCAUUCCAUUCAGUUGCUUCCUUAGCCUAAAACACGUCUGAUCACUGAACGUAACACUAGCGAUUUUUGUUCAUUUUAACAUCAUUCUACUCUCUAGUUUAUACAGUGCAAAAUAUUUUUGACCCUUGCCUACGGCUUUUGUUGGUAGCACUACUGAACAAUGGCAUUAUAACCCGCUUUUAACCUUGGAGGUAUGAGUUGGGAAGGAUCUGUUUCUCAAUUUGAGAUCCUGAGAGUCUUUGGGGUUCUUUUGCCGAUUCCCAUCGUGGAAGUUAGGAGAAGAAACUGAAUCUUGCACUGACAUGCCUCCCCUUCCCCAGGUCCUUUUUCAGAAGUGACAAGCAAGUGGGGACAGCACACUUGAAACUGGACAAACUGGAAUUUGAAUGUGAAAUCAGAGAAAUUAUUGAGGUACCGUACCUUUCUUGUUCUCAAAGAAAGCUGUGGUAAGGACUACCUUUUUAUUCUUCUUUGCACAGUAGUCCUGCUGAAAGUGUGUUUAUAAAACAGGAUAUGCUGCACUGACUUUCCUCAUUCAUAGGAGUUUCAUUAUUUGCACAGGCUGUACCUGCCAUAUGCUGAUAUAAAUGUGCUUGGAAACUAGGGUUGCCCAUGGGGAUGCAGGUCUUCCUUAAGGCACAACUAGAAUUUUCCAAGGAUGUUGUUGGGGGGUAGCACAAAAAGUGUGCUGACUAACAUAGCUCCCCAAAAGUCCUAAGGAAGGGAGGAGAGCGAUGACCACAAGGAAUUCUGGCAGCAAAGGAGUAGGGAAGCUUGGAGAGCCAAGUUUGCUUCUACUGGACUGUGGUGGAGAGAUUCAGUUACAGUCUCUCCCUUGUGUGUAUGUAAACACCUCUGGAAUUAGCUUUUAUGCAUUGCAACUGGUGCUGUGCCACUUUGAAAAAAGUGGUGCCUAUGUUCAGAUAUUAGAGAUACACAUUAUAUUCAGCUUAAUUCCAAUUUAUGAUGCAAUACGGGAUGCCUUAGAGGGAUUUUUUUCCCUAGGCAAAGCAGGAACCCCCAAAGGCCUUUGUGACACCUCAGUCAGUUAUUUUUAGAAAAUGCUGCUGAAAACAAAAGUCAUGUCUCUAAACUUGAUUAUGCAACAGGGAAAAGGAGAGCUUAUAUUGUGGCUGACAUGUCAAGCUUUGAAUCAGAGGGAAAUAUUUUACCUGGAAGGUCCCCCUACUUUUAGUUCUUCCCACCCCCAAAGGUGCUUAGCACAAAAGCACCUAGCUCUAUUUGUCAGUAAUCUGGCAGGUUUCCUACUACAAUGGCAAUUACCCACAAAAAAACCCAAGGAUAUUAAGUGAUUUUUUAAUCCACUCUAAACUCUACCUAUUAGCCUUGUGGGGAAACAGCUGCAGCUUCUGAAAUUUGGUGGGAUUGCUGCCCUCAGAAAGGGUAAACCUUCUUGCAAAUUUCAUCCAAUUCUGAAAAGUUACAUUUCAUAUUUUUUUAAAACCAUUUUAAAACGUUGCCUAUUUGCCUACAAUUUGGCAAUUUUAUCCUCUCCAGAAGGGAUGCCAUGCCAACGGAUUUAAACCACUUCUAUCAAUGGGGGGGGGUAGUUUGUUGGCUUCCUGUGACAAAUCAGGAUCUGAAAGGAAUUAAUGAUGCUAAUGUUUGGCCAUGUAAACUUUGUAGUAUCAUUCCCUGUUUGAUGCUCCAACAUAAGCACUGUUGGUGGUCUAGGCCACCCCCACCCCCUGCCACCUCCACCAAAGAAGAAGUACUAGCAGCUACAGGGAAACACCAAGGUUGGCAAAAGUAGGGGGGAAUAUAGUAGUGGAAAAAACCUACGGGCACGAGACAAUCCCCUUUGGGAAAAAAAACCCCAAUGAGGACCAAAUGUGCUCACCAGGCAGGAAAUGCUGACUAACAGGGUUUUUUCCCCAUAUCCUAGAGAAUAUGACUGAGCAAUCCACACUGAACUUUUUGUUUUGGAUCCCACCUGCCAUACAUACAGCUGCCACAAGUGAAGUCCAAAACCCUACUGAAUGUUCAAAGCCAAUUGCAGUUCUCUAGGUUAUGUCUCUUGUGAUUAAACUUCUCAUGUUGCUUCUGUGUCUAGGUUUUGGAUGGCAGGAAGCCUACUGGAGGGAAACUAGAAGUAAAAGUGAGACUCAGGGAGCCACUAAGUGGGCAGGAUCUUCAAACAAUUACAGAAAACUGGCUAGUCCUUGAACAUUAGUUCCACCUAAGGUAUGUACAUCUGUCUUUUAGGAUGGCAAUUGGCAUGAGCAAUCUCAAGAUUUUGCUUUGAUUACCACAAGUGAAUGUAUUCUAUAGAUACAUGCAUGAAGCAGUUUUCUUUUUAAAAAUAUGCAAGAUAGCAAACGAUUCAUCUUUAAAAUUAAAAUGAGUCACUGUCCAACAAAAGGACAAUGUAGCCACAGGAAGGAAUCCUUAAAGAAGGGUUGUGGUCCCUUAUAAAUUUCUAAAACUUUAUAUUUGAGUGGUUUUAAUGGACUUGCCUUCAGUUAAUGUUUGAGAGCACACUAGGAAGACUCUGUACUUCUAUCAUGGAUGUUUGAUCAUCUUUCAUUAAUCCUUCCAUUAUUCCUCUAAAGCAACAUUCCUAUUUUUUUUCUUGUCACCCACAGAUACAGAAAUGCUAAAAGCUGCAGAAUGGACUUUAUACAUAGAGCUUCUGCAAGCACCAAAGAUGUUCAACGAAUGCACUACUGAACAUAACAUCUUUAUUUUCAUAACUAUCAUAUAGUAUGAGUUGGUAAGCUUUGUAAGUCUACUACUGGGAAAGAAGGUGCUGAUCCACAAAGAUAGACCUACCUUAAACCUUGCUGAAAGUAGCAAUGUUAGCACUACAUGACUGUUACCCAUUGGGCUGCUGUUAUUAUGCAAAGGGCAUGUUUGCAGGCGAGGGCAAAAAGGUUUGGUUUUAAUGGCUGACAAUAUACUAAGAUGGGCUGCAGCAGUGGAAGUUUAUCAUGUAAACUUGCAAAUAAGAUAGUGUUUCCUAGCCCUGGAAUAAAUUCUAUUCUUGCACACAGCAUUAGGUUAAGCAUAUUACUGUUAACAGCAGCAUGAAUAUGCAUUUGACAUUGCCUGCAAUGAAUUUUUUUUAAAACCAUCACUGCAUCCCCCCCCCAACUUUCUCUGUAAGUUUACUCAUAACCUUGCUCUAAAGCAACAUUAUCACGAGCCUUUUGGAAAGGCCCAUACCAUAUUGAGAUGGCUAGUAGCUGAUUUAUUAUUAAGCUGUUUUCCUCAAUCUGCCCAUGUUCUUGUGUUCUUUUUCAGUGGAGAGGAAGAAUUUAACUUUUUACUGUUUAAGGAUUUUGAGAAGCACAGCAUUUGGGUGUAAGUUGAAACAGUAAUUUGACAAAAGAAAGAGUUGCCUGUUUUCUAGAAUGUUAAACCUAGGUGUGUACCUGAAUAUAGAACUAAGUCUGCCAACCAGGCAGAGUUUGUUUAUCUUAAGUGGAUAGAGACAAUACAAUAUUCAGUUUUUAAUUUUAAUAAAUUUAAUAUACAAAACUACAUGUUGAAAAUAAAAAUAUAAUAUGCAGUCUUUUGCAGUGUAACUGAAUUUUAAAAGUACAUUUUUCUCUUUAAACAAGUACUCAUUUCUUAACAAUAUGGUAAAUUUUAAGGUCAUUUUAAAGGCUAUGGUUGAAGCAAACCAGUCAGUCAAUAGCAUUUUGCACAAACAUAACCCAAACAAAUGAUUUUCUGCAGGGGGGAAAGGAGGGAGGAAAAGUCAGUAUUUUCCAUCUAUCAGUAAGUUUAAUAGCAAAACAAAGUUAUUGAAAAAGCUACUUCAGUGGUAAAAUUGGAAUGCCAUCUCUUGAAGUAGGAAUCUACUGCAGCCAUGUAAAAUCUAAAUAGAGUUGAGCUUCCGUCUGUAAAACUGAACGUUGACACAGAAGGAAGUAAAAUUUAAAAGCAACUUUUUAUAUGCAAGGAAAAGAAAGAGCAGGAAAUGUAAGGCCCUUCUUCUGCAAAGGAGCCUCUUUAUGCCCACCCUGUCUCCCAGGGCAGAAUAUUGAGCACCUGAGUUCUUUUCAGGUUCAGCAUGGGCUAAGAAUUUAACUGUCUUCAUAGCAUAUGGCCCACCAUUAAUAAAUUCAGUAGAAGUGUUUGUAUUCAGGUGGGGUUAACUUCUCCAGCCAUUUAAUUUGUGGUCUAGUUCUAAUGCCUUGUCUUCCUUAUGUUCUAGUUGCAGUUUACAUAGGUUGUACUAGGAGGGCUUUUUUUGUUAUUACUAAUCUUAGGCAAGCAGUAGCACCUUGCUCAACUAGUGAUUUCCUACCCACAGAGGAAAGUUAACUAUUACAGCUCUCACUGCUAUAUGUUUGCUUUAAAAAAAUAAUUUCUUGACAGGCUUGGAGCAACUGCUGUCCCCCCCUUACCCUUGAAUGCUCACCGUUUUGCCCAUGCUGCUCCAGUUUUAGAUUGCUCUUUAAAAGGCCAGAAACUCUGUCCUCCUUACCCAUGGGGGUGUGUGGCCAGCCUUGAAUAACAGCAGCCUGUGUCUUGUUGAAGCUUAGGUCUGCUUUCUCUCUUAUGUGGACACAGCUCUUUCCACAGGACUAUCAGUUGCUCAGGGAUGGAAAUCGGAUUUAAUAGGAACGUGCUCGUGUUCUUUUGCUUACUCUCAUUGCUGGCUUUGUACGUUGCAGUGAGAGGGCUCAAGCCGUUCUUCUCAUAAGUGCCGUCUUAGGUGAGACAGAGUGCAAACUUCUCAGCCUGAAGUGAAAGCAAAACAUGCAACAGCAGCCAAACUAUUACAGUUUUCACAGGCUAGCUUUACAGAGUGCUGCUACUAUAAAGUGUUAGAUAAGUGCAGGCUUAAUGGUGGGGAUAAAUGCACACCAAAUGGGAAAAUAAAAAGUUACCUAAAAAAAACUCCAGGGCCAACUACAAAAAGAACAAAUUUCCAUGGUAACUUAUUUUUUUUAAGCCUAACAAUUCUCACGCCUGUGACAGGCCGUCUGAAAACUUACGAGGGCAGAUUUUUGCUAUGUCAUCAGGCUUAGGGAACAGUUUUAUCACAAAUAAAGAAAAAUAAAGUUAAACUAUCCUAUUUAUACACACAAAACUGCAAGCGUAAUUUACAUACAGCUUCUAGAGAGAUUCUGCUUUGCUUGGGACAGACGUAGAAGGUACCCUCAGUCAUGCUGCUUUCUUUCUCUGUACAUCUCUAUAGAAUAUUCCGACAUGUCUUGGAGGUACUUCAACCAAUAAUCUGGUCAAGAUAAUGUAAACGAUAAUUUUAAUGUCUAGAGAAAUUAACCAUAAGCAGCAGUAUAGUGAGGUCAGAAUGGAGGUCUUCAGAAUAAGUUCACCUACAAACAUCAGAAAUGUUUACAUUUCCUUUCCUUUUAUUUACUCCCCAGUGAUCUCUGCACCCGUUUGAGCAUUGAAUACAUGACUGCAAUUGUCUUAAAACAUGACCAUUGUUUCUAAUCCGUAACAGAAGUGUAUUAGCUGCAAAGAUAGCAUAGCCAUUUUGUAGUAUAGAAGCUGCCCUGAUCCUGUUUGUUGACAAAUGCAUAGAAGAUUCAGAAUUAUGGAACAACUGUUCUCAAUCACGCACCCACCCCCUCAUAGUGUUAACAAAAGCUUAAUUUUUCCAGUUUUAAAGUGCAAAUGAUUCAGAUACAGCUGCUGCUGGAACAGGUCUGAACAGAAAAUGAAGUCCUUAUGAGAUGUUUUCCAGAAUAUAAAAAAUAAGCUCCAUUAUGACUGGGCCCUCACUCAGCUGGCAUGCCCCUCCAUGAAUCACUGGAACUAAGGCACUGUCCAGGUCAUUCAUGUACUGAGCAGGCAGUGGCUGCCCAUUGCUCCCAGCCUGGUAGCCAACCU
Podarcis lilfordi (Lilford's wall lizard) is the source of this 42120-nucleotide messenger RNA. The record is from the annotation of a GenBank genome assembly. Lineage: Eukaryota; Metazoa; Chordata; Lepidosauria; Squamata; Lacertidae.